AUGACCGACCUACCCACAUCCGCGGGCCAGCUCGCCCACCUUUUGCCGCCGUCCUGGAAAGCCCAAAUCACGACUUGGCUCGCCGAAGAUACACCUUCGUUCGACUAUGGCGGCUUCGUAGUCGGUGAAGACCCGCGGACGGCGACCUUGUGGGGUAAGAGCGCGGGUAUCGUCGCCGGCGUUCCCUUCUUCAACGAGAUCUUUGCUCAGUGUGGCUGCACCGUCGAGUGGCACCUGGAAGAGGGCGCCGAGGUCCUGCCUUCCAAGGAGAACAAUGGCAAGGUCAAGGUCGCCACGGUGCGCGGGCCGACCCGGCAACUGCUGCUGGGCGAGCGCGUUGGUCUCAAUAUGCUGGCCCGGUGCUCUGGCAUCGCCACCAAGACGCGGAAGAUGGUCAGGCUGGUGCGCGAGGCCGGCUAUACAGGGAUCCUGGCCGGCACGCGCAAGACUACCCCCGGCUUCCGCCUCGUGGAAAAGUACGGCAUGCUGGUCGGUGGCGCCGAUGCCCACCGCAUGGAUCUGAGCUCCAUGAUCAUGCUCAAGGACAACCACGUCUGGAGCCGGGGCAGCAUCACGGAUGCCGUCAAGGCCGCCCGCUCCGUCGGCGGCUUUGCGCUCAAGAUCGAGGUCGAGGUGCAAAACGAGGCCGAAGCUGACGAGGCGAUCGAGGCUGGCGCUGACAUUGUCAUGUUGGACAACUUUACCGGCGACGGCGUCAAGGUUGCGGCCAGGAGCUUACGGGAACGGUGGCAGGGCAAGAAGUCGUUCCUGCUAGAGGUCAGUGGUGGCCUGAAAGAGGAUAAUGUUGCGCCUUAUGUAUGCAACGAUAUUGAUAUCAUCUCAACAAGCUCCAUACACCAAGGUACUGGAUAUGUUGACUUUUCUCUCAAGAUAAAUCAGUAG
Molecule: messenger RNA, 903 nt
Organism: Pestalotiopsis fici W106-1
Lineage: Eukaryota; Fungi; Ascomycota; Sordariomycetes; Amphisphaeriales; Sporocadaceae
Product: Nicotinate-nucleotide pyrophosphorylase
Exons: 1
Coding region: 1-903 (300 amino acids)
Biological process (GO): quinolinate catabolic process; NAD+ biosynthetic process
Cellular component (GO): cytoplasm
Molecular function (GO): nicotinate-nucleotide diphosphorylase (carboxylating) activity
Source: RefSeq, a predicted model, not a curated record